Molecule: messenger RNA, 978 nt
Organism: Actinia tenebrosa (Australian red waratah sea anemone)
Lineage: Eukaryota; Metazoa; Cnidaria; Anthozoa; Actiniaria; Actiniidae
Source: RefSeq, a predicted model, not a curated record
AUGGAAGAGGAGUUAAACUUAACACGCCAAAAGCUCUCCGACUUGCAGGCAAAAAUAUUAAAUGCAAAUCUAAGUAAAGAAAGCUUUGAGAACAAUGAUGAAAAGUGUAAAUUUUACACUGGCCUACCAAAGUUCCUAGUACUGUUGCAGUUGUUUCGUUUGUGUGAAYCCUGGAUCACACAAACUGAAAGAUCAGCAUUAGGAAAGUUUGAGCAACUUAUACUUGUUCUCAUGAGACUCAAACUGAAUCUACCUUUGCAGGACCUGGCCUACAGAUUUGGAAUUUCUAGUUCAACAGCCUCUAGACUUUUCAAUAAAGUACUGAGCAUUUUACAUAGCAGAUUACAGUUCCUGAUUGAAUGGCCAUCGAGAGAGACUUUGUGGGCCACAAUGCCAAUGGAUUUUAGAAAGUCAUUUGGUAGCAGAGUUGCAGUUAUUGUUGACUGCUUUGAAGUUUUUAUAGAAAGACCAUCAAAUUUAUUAGCUCGGGCCCAAACAUGGUCAAACUAUAAGCAUCACAAUACUGUGAAAUUUUUAAUUGGUAUUGCUCCUCAAGGCCUAGUAACAUUUAUAUCCAAGGCAUGGGGAGGGAGGGUAAGURAUAAACAGAUCACAGAAGAGAGUGGAUUGCUGGAAAACCUACUUCCAGGAGAUGUGAUAUUGGCUGACCGUGGGUUUAACAUUGAAGAUAGUGUUGGUGUUYAUUGUGCAACCUUAAAAAUUCCAGCCUUUACAAGAGGGAAAACACAGUUAUCAGCAUAUGAAGUGGAGGAAACAAGAAAGAUAGCCAAUGUCAGAAUACAUGUUGAACGAGUAAUUGGAUUGGUGAGACGGAAGUACCAAAUUCUACAGAGCCGUGCACUAGCAGUAGAGCAUAUGCACACCAAACCUGGGGAGUCACACUCUACGAUUGAUAAAAUUGGAGCAGUUUGCUGUGCUCUGACUAACUUAUCCGAAUCUGUUGUACCUCUAGAGUAA